AUGGACGAACGGGGCCAACUGGUGCCACUUAACCUCUGCUCUCCAUCCUACCUUAUGAGGGAGCUGAAGUCGCUUAAUAAUGGGUUUCUGCCACCACCACCACCUCUAUCUCCGACACCAUCGAGCUUAGCAUCUUCACGGUUUGGACGUUUGGCUGCCACCGCGAGCGUGAGUGAUUUGGAAGUACCCUUCAUUUCGCGGGUCACUGGGGGAUUCUGUUCGCCUUCUGGUAGGACUUCCAUCCUUCUCCCUGAUUACCGGUUACAACAGAAAUCUCAAGAGGAUGAACCAAAACCGAAUUUUAGCUACAUCGGUCUCAUUGCGAAGGCAAUUCUCAGUUCUAAGGAACGGCGUAUGGUCCUGUCAGAGAUCUACGAGUGGAUCCAGGUCAACUAUACCUACUUCCGCAGUCGAGGACCUGGUUGGCGAAAUUCUAUUCGACAUAACCUUUCGUUGAAUGACUGUUUUAUCAAAGUUGGUCGCUCUUCCAACGGCAAAGGUCACUACUGGGGCAUCCAUCCGGCCAAUGUGGAGGACUUUCGACGAGGCGACUUCCGUCGACGAAGAGCCCAACGGAAGGUGCGACGGGCACUGGGAUUGUCAUGUCCGGGUGAUGGGGAGGACAGUGACUCUCCACCCCUUUCUCCUCCGCCUCCCCACUUUACUCCCACCACCAGCCUACCUCUACCCCUUUUCCCUCUCCGUGCAAGCGAUAACACUGGUGGUGGUAGUGGUGGUGGAGUUGGUAGUGAGAAAGGCAUCUUUCCACCUCCUCCUCCCAUAAACGUCUUCGCAGCCCUGUUAAAUAGUCUCACGACUGCAGGUCUCCUACCUCUUCCCCCUCUACCGCCCCUUCCACCACUACAGGAAGCGUCACCAACACCUCUACGAUUGCAAUCGCUUCAGCGGGAGGGGGAGACAUCAUCUGACCCUUUAAAUAAAGUACCUUCUCCUUCAGGAAGCAGUUUUAGUGUGGCCAGUCUAUUGGGAAGCACUGCGCUGAAUGGAUCUGACUCUCCCAUCCUGGAAGUGAGUUCACUUACUUCAUCAUCAUCAACGAGUCUGAGGCCAAUUUUGAAAUAA
Molecule: messenger RNA, 1083 nt
Organism: Echinococcus granulosus
Lineage: Eukaryota; Metazoa; Platyhelminthes; Cestoda; Cyclophyllidea; Taeniidae
Product: Forkhead box protein I1
Exons: 4
Coding region: 1-1083 (360 amino acids)
Biological process (GO): anatomical structure morphogenesis; cell differentiation; regulation of transcription by RNA polymerase II
Molecular function (GO): DNA-binding transcription factor activity, RNA polymerase II-specific; RNA polymerase II cis-regulatory region sequence-specific DNA binding
Source: RefSeq, a predicted model, not a curated record